UUAGCCAACUAAAAGAAGAUGAAUUGAACGAACAGAUUACUCAACUCCAAAGUGAAAUUGCAGCGGUCUACCAAAAAUUAGAAGAAGUCGAAACAGACAGAAAUGACAAACAGUAUACUAUAUUGAAUCAUCAUCAGGAAAAAAUGAGUGAAUUAGAACGAGAAAAAGGGGAAUUACUAAAAAAGCACCAAGAACUAACCACUCUUUAUCAGGAAACUAAUCAACAAUUAGAAAGGUUAAAUUAUGAACUUGCACAAGAGAAAGGAACUAGCAGUGCUCUCGAAGAAGGUUUUCUCACCGCUUGCCAAAAAAUAGAUUAUUUGGUUAAAGAAUUGAAAAAUGAGAAAAAUGAAAAUUACGAAUUAGAGCAAGAACUAAAAGAACAAACCAACGAUUUUAAUACUCAAAUAUCGAAUUUGAAAAAAUUAAAUGCGGAAGAAAAAGAACAGUUAAUCCAACAAAUUACUAGCCUCAAAAGCGAGAAACUAACCAACGAAAAACAACUUACUGAAAAAAUAGCCGAAUUAGAAAAUAGGAUAAAAAGCUUGGAAAAUGCUAGCCGGACGGAAAAAGAAAAUUUGGAAAACGCCCUAAACGAUUUAAAAAAUAAAUUACAAGAAAAAUUACUUGCCGAAACUGCUUAUCAAAAACGGAUUCGAGAAUUAGAUCUAAAAAUAAAUGAUUUGGAACAGGAAUUUCAAAACUCCACCACUCUUUCUGACACACCUACUAAACAGAAAUUAAAUGAGAGAAAUAACCUAGUUGAGGAUUUGAAGAACAAAAGCGCAGAACUCGAUAACCAAAUCACUUCUUUGGUAGCGGAAAUUAAUUCUUUACGAAAAACUAGUCAAGGGGAAAAGGAUACUCUUAACCAAGAAAUAGAAAACUUAAAAAAUGCUAAAUUAACCAGCGAAAGUGAGUUACAAGAGAAAAUAAAUAACUUAAAUAAUUAUAUUAAUUCUUUAUCAGUUGAAUCAAAAAAGGACAAGGAAAAUUUAACCCACCAAUUAUCAUCCUUACAAACUAAAUUAACCGAAAAUAUUAAAAAAAAGGAGGAAAAAGAAAUUUCACUACAAAGGUUAACCAAAACUAUUGCUGAUUUACAAGAUGAAGUAAAGUCUUUGAAAAACGCUUCUCAGAAAGAGAAAAAAGAUUUAUUACAACAAUUAUCAAAAUUACAAUCCGUCCAAAAAAUUAACGAGGAGGAGUUCAAACAACAAAUUGACGACUUGAAGCAGCAAAUAGAAAUUUUAACUAAUGCUUCGCAACAAGAGAAAAAUAAUUUGACUAAUAAAAUCACCGAUUUGGAACAAAAAUUAACCAUUGCAGCAGCGUCAGAAAAUAAUUAUAAAAACACUAUCACUGGGUUAGAAAAGGAACUACAAAAUACUACCAACAACCUCACCGUCCUGGUUAAUUCUUUACAAGAAGCUGAGGAAGAAAGGAAUAAUCUUUUAGAUAAAAUAAGAGACUUAGAACAAUCCAAUUUCACUGCCGAACAAUUAAGUCAGCAGAAGAUAAAUAAUUUACAAAAUCAAAUCAAGAAAUUAGCCAAAAUUUCUGUUGAAGAGAGGACAAAAUUAAAGCAACAAAUUCUAAAUUUAAAAACUAAACUGGAAAAGAAAGUCCAAGCCGAACAGGGUUAUCAAACCAAAAUAAGAAAUCUGGAAGACAAUUUGGCUAAUACUACUAAGUCUUUAACUGAUGAACUAAAAGCUGCCAACCAAAGCCAAAUUAAGGAAAAAUCGUUGGCAAACAAACUCAAGCAAGAAAUUCAGACCAAAGAACAAGAUUUAACAAACUUACAUAAGGAAUUAGUCGACCUCCAAAAUCGAUUGAAUGCUGCCAAUGAUACUAUUAACCAACAAAAUCUCAAAAUCAGCCAAAAAAAUCAACAAUUAACCGAUUUAACCAACCAAUUAACUGCCAAAGAUAAAUCGAUAGCCGACUUGCAAGCCGAAAUUGCUAACUUAAAAAACCCACCCACUUUUGCGGUUAAUACUAAUUCAAAUAAGACAAAAACAGAUGAACUGCCAGGACAAUUGAGAGAAGAAGACAAAUCAGUCGAAAGAAAAAGCAGUGACAGUGAUAAGGAAAAGUCCGCCGCCAUUUACUCACAAGAGGAUUUAGAAAAGUUAAUUAAAGAACACCAACAAGAGGUUCAAAAAUUAAAGGCUUUAAUUGCUAAAAAUGAGGCAGAAACGUCUCAGGAAGUGUCAGUUAAAGAAACCAUCCGACAAUUACCAAAAAAAAAUAAUGUUCCCCUUUGA
Molecule: messenger RNA, 2270 nt
Organism: Ambispora gerdemannii
Lineage: Eukaryota; Fungi; Glomeromycota; Glomeromycetes; Archaeosporales; Ambisporaceae
Source: the annotation of a GenBank genome assembly